AAAAGAAGGAUAAAUUGCAAAAAUAAGUUGUGAAACAUCAUCUAGUCCGCUUGGUAUGAGUAAAUCAUCUAGUAUCCUUGUCCAAACUGCAUCUCCAUCAUCAUUCCCACAAACGGAUGGAACAGUUCGUCACUGACGCUUUACACCCAUCUUGCAAAUUCCUUUGCCUUCUUCUUUUCUUUAGUAGAACACUUUGCCCGAUUCUGCUCUUGUUCUUCAUCCCCGACAGCCCCCCAAGCCCCUCCAGCCACUGACUCAUUUCUUUGAGAAAAUUGGUGACAAAGCUUGGUAUUUUUCCCUUCCUUUCUUGUUCUAGAACACAUAUAGAACCCAGAAAUCUUUCCCCCUCUACAGAAUUUUUGGAUCUGCUCUGCUCUGUCCUUCCGUCGGCUGCUCUUGUUUGUGGGUGCGAAUUUCUCUGAUUUUUGGAUUUCUUGAUUUUCUCCUGCACUUCCCGCAGGCAACUUCCCCAAUCUGCAGCUUCGGUUUGCUUGCUGGAUUUCCUGAAAGCGAAGUCAAGGACGGGGAAAAACAAGGGGAGUGACAAGUUAGAAGGUUAACCAUCUUGUAAAUUUGAUAUAGAUUUUAGAUAUAGAUCAUGAUCUUGUAAGCUACAUUUUAUUUGGAGACUUUUGAUAUCAGAGCAAAUAUUAAAAUUUUAUCAUUUAU
Molecule: messenger RNA, 669 nt
Organism: Rubroshorea leprosula
Lineage: Eukaryota; Viridiplantae; Streptophyta; Magnoliopsida; Malvales; Dipterocarpaceae
Source: the annotation of a GenBank genome assembly